UCGGCGAGGAAUUCGCCCACAACGGACAACUACACAGUGUUGCCUCAUAUGGUGAAAUACAUAAUUUCCAGAACCCACUAAAGAACAACUUUGAGGAAUAUUGGAGUCAAUUAAAGGCGAAAAAGGCUGAAAUUAAUUUCACAAUUCCCUAACGGCUCUAAAGUGAUUCGAGGACUUAUAUAAGAAGCAGAUAAUGGCUGGAAGAAUUACAAUCAACGGCACCAGUCAGGAAGUUAAUCUGGCUGCUCUCCCGGCGGAUAUAUCGCUGAACACCUUUAUCCGGGAGCACGCCGGACUGACGGGUACGAAGUUCAUGUGCCAGGAGGGCGGUUGCGGGGUCUGCGUCUGCACCUUGAGCGGACUGCAUCCGGAGACCGGAGAGCCGCUCACCUGGGCGGUCAACUCGUGCCUCACUCUGCUGAACACCUGCCUGGGCCUGGAGGUGACCACCACCGAGGGAUUGGGCAACAAGCGGACCGGCUACCAUGCCAUCCAGCAGCGACUGGCCAAAAUGAACGGCACCCAGUGCGGCUACUGCUCGCCGGGAUUCGUGAUGAACAUGUACGGUCUGCUGAAGUCCAAUGGUGGCAAGGUCACCAUGGCAGAGGUUGAGAACUCAUUCGGUGGCAACAUCUGCCGCUGCACCGGCUACCGUCCCAUUCUGGACGCCAUGAAGUCCUUUGCCGUGGACAGCAAUAUCGAGGUGCCGGCUGAGUGCGCCGAUAUUGAGGACCUGAGCACCAAGACGUGCCCCAAGACGGGCCAAACUUGCGCCGGUAGUUGCAAGAAGCAGCAACCGAAGGGCAGUCAACUGUAUCCGGAUGGCAGUCGCUGGAGCUGGCCGUCGAAUCUGGGCGAGCUCUUUGCCGCUCUGCAGGGAGCAGUUAAGGAGGAGCUACCCUACAUGCUGGUGGCUGGAAACACAGCCCACGGAGUCUACAGACGUCGACAGGACAUCAAGGCAUUCAUCGACGUAUCUGGUUUGGCAGAACUCAAGGGUUACAAGCUGAGCUCCGAUAACUCCUCCCUAACCCUCGGAGGAAACCUGAGUCUCAGCGAAACCAUGGAGCUGUGCCGGCAGUUGGAGAAAACGAAGGGUUUCGAGUACCUGUCUCAGGUGUGGCAACACCUCGAUUGGAUCGCCAAUGUGCCAGUGCGCAAUGCCGGCACCUUGGCGGGCAACCUGAGCAUCAAGCAUGCCCACCCCGAGUUCCCCUCGGAUGUGUUCAUCGUUCUGGAGGCCCUAGAUGCCCGUGUGAUCGUCCAGGAGGCGGUGGACAAGCAGGAGACGGUGAGCCUGGCCAGCUAUCUCGGCGCUUCAAUGGAGGGAAAGAUUAUCCGUGGUCUAGUUCUGCCCGCUUACCCCAAGGAGAACUUUGCAUUUGACUCCUACAAGAUUAUGCCCCGUGCCCAGAACGCCCAUGCCUAUGUAAACGCGGCCUUCCUCCUGGAGCUUACAGAGGACUCCAAGGUAAAGUCAGCCCGCAUUUGCUUCGGAGGGAUCAAUCCCGAAUUUGUGCAUGCCUCAGCGAUUGAGAAGUUGAUCCUGGGAAAGAAUCCCUUUGAUAACGGCUUGGUGGACAAGGCUUUCGGACAGCUGUCCACCCUGCUGCAACCCGAUGCCAUCCUACCGGAUGCCUCUCCCAUCUACCGUCGCAAGUUGGCCUGCGGUCUCUUCUACAAGUUCCUAUUGAAGACAGCGGCCGAGCGAAAACAGGGAUUGGCCAGUCGAUUCCUCACAGGAAGCUCCCUUCUUGUAAGGCCCGUGUCCAGAGGCCAACAAAGCUUCGAGACCUUCCAGGAACACUAUCCCGUGACCAAGGCCACGGAGAAGCACGAGGGUAUGAUCCAGUGCUCCGGCGAAGCCACCUACUCCAACGAUCUGGCCACCCAGCACAACCAGCUGUGGGCGGCAUUUGUUACCGCCAAGAAGGUUGGCGCCAAGGUUACCAAUGUGGAUACAAAGCCAGCUCUGGAUCUGCCCGGAGUGGUGGCCUACCUGGAUGCCAAGGACAUUCCUGGUCCCAACUACAUUGGGCCCAAGGUCAGGGAUGAUUUCUUCUUCAGUCAAGACGAGGAGCUAUUUGCCACUGGGGAGAUCAAGUUCUAUGGCCAACCCGUGGGCAUGAUCGUGGCCAACUCCAAUGCCCUGGCCAAUCGUGCCGCAGAGCUGGUGAAACUGAGCUACGAGGGCGAAGCGGAGGAGCUGCUGCCCACCUUGAAACACGUUCUGGGCAAGGUCGGUACCCAAGCUGGCAACAAUAAGCGCCUCGAGCAGAAGGUUAAGUCCACCAUCGAUGUCCUCGAACUGGAGGAAUCCUUUGACGUGAGUUCCUCCGGGCAGCUGGACAUGGGUCUGCAGUACCACUACUACAUGGAACCGCUGACGACUGUGGUGCUGCCCUUCGAGGGCGGCAUGCAGGUGUACGCCGCCACCCAAUGGAUGGACCUCACCCAGGACAACAUCGCCAAUGUGCUCAACCUGAAGAACAACGAAGUGCAGGUGAAGACGCGUCGCAUUGGAGGAGGUUACGGCGGCAAGGCCACCCGCUGCAAUCUGGCCGCCGCCGCUGCCGCUGUUGCAGCCCACAAGCUGAACCGACCCAUUCGAUUCGUCCAGACCCUGGAGUCCAUCAUGACCAGUGUGGGCAAGCGCUGGGCCUUCCACAGUGACUACGACUUCUUUGUCCAGAAAUCGGGAAAAAUCUCGGGGAUUUCGAUGCGAUUCUACGAGGAUGCCGGUUACCUGUCCAACGAAUCACCCAUUGGCCACACCGUGUUGCUGUCCAAGAACUGCUACGAGUUUAGCGACAACUACAAGCUGGAUGGCUACCUGGUCUACACCGAUUCCCCGACCAACACCCCGUGCCGUGCUCCUGGUUCGGUGGAGGGCAUCGCCAUGAUGGAGAACAUCAUCGAGCACAUUGCCUUCGAGACCGGUGUGGAUCCGGCUGAUGUGCGCUUUGCCAACUUGCUGCCGGCUCACAAGAUGGGCGACAUGAUGCCACGUUUCCUGGAGAGCACCAAGUACAGGGCACGCCGAGCGGAGGUCAUUGCCCACAACAAGGAAAACCGCUGGCGCAAGCGCGGGUUGGGGCUGUGCAUCAUGGAGUACCAGAUCGGCUACUUCGGACAGUAUCCCGCCACCGUGGCCAUUUACCACAGCGACGGCACCGUGGUGGUUUCCCACGGAGGCAUCGAAAUGGGACAAGGCAUGAACACUAAGAUAUCGCAGGUGGUGGGCCACACCCUGGGCAUCCCCAUGGAACAGGUGCGCAUCGAGGCCAGCGAUACCAUCAACGGAGCCAACUCCAUGGUCACUGGAGGAGCGGUGGGCAGUGAAACACUUUGCUUUGCGGUGCGCAAGGCCUGCGAGACCCUCAACCAGCGACUGGAGCCAAUACGUGAGGAGCUGAAGCCGGAGAAUUGGCAUGAGCUAAUCAAGGAGGCCUACAACCGCAAGGUGAACCUCAUCGCCAGCGACCAGUGCAAACAGGGCGACAUGGAUCCUUACUCCGUGUGCGGUCUGUGCCUCACGGAGGUGGAGUUCGAUGUCCUCACGGGCAACUACAUUGUGGGACGCGUGGACCUUCUGGAGGACACUGGCGAGAGUCUGAACCCCAACGUGGACAUCGGCCAGAUUGAGGGCGCCUUCAUGAUGGGCCUGGGCUACUGGACCAGCGAACAGGUGAUUGUGGAUCCACAGACCGGCGAGUGCCUUUCGAAUCGCACCUGGACGUAUAAGCCGCCAGGAGCGAAGGAUAUUCCCACGGAUCUGCGCAUCGAAUUGCUGCCCAAGAGUCCCAACAAGGCGGGCUUCAUGAGGUCCAAGGCUACUGGUGAGCCCGCCAUCUGUCUGUCCAUCGCGGUGGCCUUCGCCCUGCAGCAGGCCCUGCAAUCAGCUCGCGAUGACGCCGGCGUGCCCAAAUCGUGGGUGACCCUCACCGCACCGAUGACCCCCGAGUACCUGGUCCUCCACGCUGGCACCGAGCCCAACCAGCUCAAGCUGAACUGAGCGGGACAUGGAGUACAUGGAAUCGUAUUCCUGAGCGUGAGACACGGCACGUGGCCGCGAUGGGAACGCUCCGAUAAGCACGCCAAGAUAACCUGCACUUACACCCCCACUUAACCUGGCGGAUCCGCCGACUGUAGAGACUAGCAGACAUUGUGUUGUGUGCACAAUAAAUUAAAAACUUAUCCAACGCUUAA
This is a messenger RNA of Drosophila rhopaloa, 4209 nucleotides long. RefSeq names its product indole-3-acetaldehyde oxidase (gene AOX1). NCBI's taxonomy places the organism in Eukaryota, Metazoa, Arthropoda, Insecta, Diptera, Drosophilidae. The record is from RefSeq and is a predicted model, not a curated record. The transcript has 6 exons. Bases 194 to 4015 code for a protein of 1273 amino acids. Gene Ontology annotation, molecular function: 2 iron, 2 sulfur cluster binding; FAD binding; oxidoreductase activity.